UACAAAACCUAAACUUCCGGUUGCAGAAAGUGUGCUCAGCAGCAGUCGGAACUUUGAUAGAGAUCAGCCACCAUGCCGAGCUAUGAAAUGUCAUUGAUCAUAAAGGCUGCUUUGAAAAGGCCUGAACUGAGUCAUGUCAUUCGCAGAACAUGUGACUCUCUGAUCGGAAAAGGAGGAAUAAUAAGGUCAAUGGAAAACCUUGGUCUCAGACCCUUACCCUACAAAAUGGCAUGUCAUGGGAAAAAACAGACAGAAGGAAACUACAUUCUCAUCAACUUUGACAGUUCGCCAGAAUCUAUAACAAAUAUCCAAGACGACCUGAAGAGAGAUGUGGACAUCAUUAGACCCAGUAUCCUCCGCAGGGAUGAGGACUUUGUGCGGCCAUGUUUGAAGGGGCCUUGUUUAUUCAAUGAGUUGCCGAACCCUGAUCAUGAGAGACGCGUGUGGAAGCGGAGAGUGCUGAAGAAGGUGCACAUGACCCGUAAAGAUAAAGAGAGAUUGUUAUAGCAUAUACCAGCUGAAAUUGUAGUCAGCUAUAAUUGUUUGGACUUUAUAGUAUUGUGUUUAAAGUAUCAACUGUGUUAACAAUAAUGUCGAGAGUGUGGGCGGAGAUUGUGACUACAGGGAUGUGAUGUCUUUUAUGGAAGUAUUCCAGUGUUGAAAUGUUCCAGCCAAUAUAUGUGUGGAAAUUAUGUUUGUUAUCAUCAUGAAGGUCUGAUCAGUUUAAUUUCUUGUUAAAUGUUUUCUCUUAGUCGCUAUGCAAGAGAAAUAUAACAACAUAUUGUUGUCAGAAUUAAAAUAGGCUCAUUUCUUCAAAGCAACAUCUUUGAACAAAAGUUCAAAACUAGAAACAACUGAUAUAUAUUUACCGAAGUUACACUCAAAGUUUGUGCAACAGGAAAAUGGCUUGACUUCCCAAGAACAGGUAUGGGUACCUUGUGAUGCUUAUAUAGUCAAGUUCUAUUGUAUGUGCUAUCCUAUGUGAUUAUUUAUGUAGUUAAAGUAAGAUAUUAAUAGGAUGAUAUACAAUGUGCAAACUGUCGGCUGUUAGUGUGUAAUAAAACAGUUAUGUAGCAUAAA
This is a messenger RNA of Haliotis rubra (blacklip abalone), 1080 nucleotides long. Its product is annotated as 28S ribosomal protein S6, mitochondrial-like. Gene Ontology annotation, cellular component: mitochondrial small ribosomal subunit; ribosome. The transcript is spliced from 3 exons. The record is from RefSeq and is a predicted model, not a curated record. Lineage: Eukaryota; Metazoa; Mollusca; Gastropoda; Lepetellida; Haliotidae. The coding region runs from base 73 to 507 and encodes 144 amino acids. Gene Ontology annotation, molecular function: small ribosomal subunit rRNA binding; structural constituent of ribosome. Gene Ontology annotation, biological process: translation.